AUGGCGCGCGCGUGCAUGGUCCUCAUGCCGUGGCUCGACAUGCCUUCGUCCAGCCGCAUCACGCCGGCCGGAUCAGCGACGCUAAUCCCUAUGAGCCACCCGCUGCACAAGGCCGUCUCGGCCGCCUACGAGGCGCUGACGGCGCGCGUGCGCGACCGCGUGGCGCUGCCCUGGCACCCAAACCACGAGGUGGUACUCAGCAAGAUGCGCGGCGCGGACGGCGAGGCGUGGGAGCACUGCCCGAAGGGCGCGCUGCUGCGGGCGGUGGAUCUGCUCGCCGCGAAGGGCCUGUUCGUGCAGGCCGGCUUUGAGCUGGAGUUUGCGCUGUUCACACAGGACGGGUCGAAUGCGACGCAACUGACACCGUACGGACGCGGGACCAGCUACGCGCUGUUCGACCAGAUGGACAUGGCGGGGGGGUUUCUGGACGACGUCACGGUGUGCUUGGAACAGAUGGGCGUUGAAGUGGCAAUGGUGCAUGCGGAGGCGAGCACCGGGCAGUACGAGGUGGUGCUAAGGCACAAGGCGGUGCUGCAGGCCGUGCAGGACGUGACGCUGGCGCGGAUGGGGAUCAAGGCGGUGGCGAGGAAGCACGGGCUGGUGACGUCGUUCGUGCCUAACUUCGGGGAUGGGUUGGGCGGCAGUGGAUGCCACGUGCAUCUAAGUUUGGACGGGCACUUUGGGGUGGGUGGCGGGGAGGGGGGGAAGUGCGGCGGGGUUUCCGAGACGGGGCAGCAGUGGAUGGCGGGGAUUCUGGCGGGGCUGCCUUGGGCGAUGUGUGUGACCAACGGCAGCUGCCUGAGCUACCUGCGGAUGUUGCCCAUGUACUGGGCGGGGGCGUACCAGGUGUGGGGCGUGGACAAUAAGGAGGCGGCGCUGCGGCUGGCGGAGGACCGGAGCAACGUCGAGGUGAAGGCGCUGGAUAGCGUGAGCAACGUGGACCUGGCGAUGGCCGGGCUGCUGCUAGCCGGGCUGCAGGGCGUGGAGGCGGGGAUGGAGCUGCCGGAGGCGUGCCAGGUGGACCCGCACACGGUGCAGGCCGAGGUGAAGCGGCUGCCGGGGACGCUGGAGGAGAGCGUGGUGGAGUUCGAGGAGGCCGCGCAGGGCGGCCGGCUGGAGAGGGUGUUCACGAAGGAGAUGGUGCACGAGAUCUGCUCCGCGCGCGUGGCUGAGAUCGAGUUUGUGAAGAAGGUCGGGAUCAAGGAGUUCCGCAAGCGCAUGAUGACGUUGCACUAG
Molecule: messenger RNA, 1236 nt
Organism: Chondrus crispus (carragheen)
Lineage: Eukaryota; Rhodophyta; Florideophyceae; Gigartinales; Gigartinaceae
Exons: 1
Coding region: 1-1236 (411 amino acids)
Molecular function (GO): glutamine synthetase activity
Source: RefSeq, a predicted model, not a curated record